CUCUUUAUUACUUUCAGUUUAAAUGCAGCCAUCCACAGAUACUACAGAAUAUUGUUCAAUUCACUAACGUAGUUCGUUGUAGGUAGGUAAUCUCCUCAUGUAAAAUGGGAAACGUUUUAAGAAGUAGAGAUAAACCGUUAAUAAAUGAAGAUUCCCCUCUUAUUGGUUCUAAGUUAAAAUCGAAAUUGAAAUGGUUCAAAUUACGGAACGUGGUGCUCUUCAUGACCCUUCUACUGUGCAUAUUAAUUGUUUUGUAUGUGGUUUUUAUGUUAUUCAAUACACCAAAGAAAAUAUCCACUCUGAGAUUAACUAGCGUGGCAACGAUCAACAAUGAUUAUUUCGAUAUAUGCUCACCACAAGUAACGUGUGACCCUAAAGCAAAAUACAGGACAGUCAAUGGAUCAUGCAAUAAUUUGCAAAAUCCUAAUUGGGGUGCAGCACUAACUCCUUUUUAUAGAUACAUGGAUCCGGUGUUUGGCGAUGGGAUCUCAACUUUCCGUGUACAAUCGGAUGGAAGUCCGUUGCCAAAUGCUCGAAACCUUACUCUAACGAUGUUCCAAGACACGCUUAGGAUUUGUGAUCAUCAAAACAACGAACUCUUGGUUCCAUGGGGCCAAUUCGUUACCCACGAUACGGCUUAUUCGCCAGUUCGUAGUGUCAAUUCAACUUUUCCUGCUGCCCUAGACCAUUGUCAAGACCAAAAUCCGCCAAAAGAGUGCGAAGCCGUCAUUCCAUUAUCUCCGGAUGAUCCAACGUACGGAAAAAAAAACAUGACUAUUUUAAAAUUCAUGCGUCUUGUAACUUCUCCAGCUUAUAAUUGUUCCUUAGUUCCUGAUACUGUUCUGAAUAAAAACACGCAUUAUAUCGACUCGUCAAAUGUGUAUGGUUCAGAUACUGAUUUGGCAAAUGAAUUGCGUCUGUUCAAUGGAGGACAAUUAAAAUACAAUACAAUUGAAAAACAAAAGUAUUGUCCUCAGGAUCCAAGUGACGUUGUAAAAAAAGGAAAUAAAACUGAAGUAACGAUAGCGUUUCUUGCAGGAGACGUAAAUGUUAACCAGAACUUAGGAAUAGCAUUAUUUCAAAAUUUAUUCCUAAGAUUCCAUAAUUAUAUUGCCAACCAGUUGCAAGUAGAACACCCUUCAUGGACGGAUGAGACUAUUUACCAAGAAACGCGUAGAAUCGUUGCAGCUGUAACUCAAAUUAUUACAUAUGACCAUUUUUUACCGAUAAUUUUGGGUGAAAAAUAUAUCAGUGAAUAUGGUUUAAAUGACGAAACAAAUUAUGAUCCAACAAUAAUAGCUUCUAUGGCACAAGAGAUGACCAGCGGUGCUUUUCGAUUACUUCACAAUAUAAUUCCUGCCCAAUUGAACUAUAUGUCCGAAAAUUACACUACGUAUGAAGUGGAAGAACCUUCCAAAUCGUUAUUAAGACCAAAUUCAUUGAUUGGUAACGUUGAUGGAUUAAUUAGGGGCUUAACAGAAACUCCCGGACGCGAACCUCGAGCAUCAUACAAUAACCUUAUUUCAAAUAUUCUUAUUGAAACUCCAACAAUCAAUACUACUGGAUUUGAUCUGCUGUCUUACGACAUACAACGCGGUCGUGAUGUCGGUCUCCCACCCUAUACUAAAAUGAGAAGUUUAUGCGGACUACCACAAGUAAAGUCAUUUGAUGAUUUAUCGGAUUACAUUCCAUCAGAAAAAAUUGACCAGUUAAAACAAUUCUAUUCAUCGGUUGACGAUAUUGAUUAUUACGUUGGAAUUUUAUUGGAAAAUAAAGUAAUCGGAUCUAUGUUUGGCCCUACUGGAAGUUGUGUUAUUGCUGAUAGUUUUUACAGAUUUAGAAAUGGCGACCGUUUCUUUUACGACGUAAAAGAUCAACCUGGAAGCUUCACUUCAGAUCAAAUAAAUUCGUUGAAGAAAAUUACGCUUAGUCAUAUAAUCUGUGUUACAUCAGAUAUAGAACGUAUUCAGACUGAUACAUUCAGGUUCAUUGAUCACAUACGAAUGAUGAAACUAAAGCCCAACUGUGAAACGUACACAAUAGACUUGACUGCAUGGUGAAUAAUUCCAAAACAUAUUUUCCUCAUAUGUACAGAUUUAAGCGAUUAUGUUAUUUUAAGAUCGGAACUUUGAGCUCACUGUGUGAAAACAAGGAAAAACAACUAGGUGCAGAUGAA
This is a messenger RNA of Myzus persicae (green peach aphid), 2176 nucleotides long. Its product is annotated as peroxidase mlt-7-like. Gene Ontology annotation, biological process: response to oxidative stress. NCBI's taxonomy places the organism in Eukaryota, Metazoa, Arthropoda, Insecta, Hemiptera, Aphididae. The record is from RefSeq and is a predicted model, not a curated record. Gene Ontology annotation, molecular function: peroxidase activity; heme binding. The transcript has 14 exons. The coding region runs from base 105 to 2060 and encodes 651 amino acids.